Molecule: messenger RNA, 312 nt
Organism: Porites evermanni
Lineage: Eukaryota; Metazoa; Cnidaria; Anthozoa; Scleractinia; Poritidae
Source: the annotation of a GenBank genome assembly
AUGAUGUCAGGAUUACAAGUUGAAAAAUGGAACACCGAAACAGAUGGACCUCUAAAUGAAGCCAGCAUGAGGAGAAAGUUAAAAGGCUACUCCUGCAUAAAAUACACUUUUCCUCCUGGUACAGACUUUCCUGAUCACACUCAUAAUGUCUCUAAAAAGGAUUCAAUAAUAGCUGGCCAGUUUCGGUUUGCUAUGAAGGGAAGAGAAGUCAUCCUCCAGCCUGGUGAUAUGAUUGAGGUUCCAGCUGGUGUGGUGCAUAAUGCUUCAGUGAUUGGAAGUGAAUCAGUGGUUUUCUUUGAUGCCACAAAGUAG